AUGGCCUCUCACCCUCGGCAGCGACUGACGUCACCGUCUCGAUCGCUCUCGUUGAUUCUCCAUGUCCUGGGCGUCGCAUCCUUCAGCUACAACUUCCACUUCCUGACCACAUGGGACACUCCCUUCGCCAAGGCCUACGGCUGGCACUUCCAGUUCCUCACAAUUAUUGGCCUCACUUCGUCUCUAGUAGCAUUCGCCUUCGGCAUCUUGGCUGACCUGACCUCGAUUCCUGUCCUAUUCCAGGCCAAGAAUGCCGUCGCCGUUCUUGCCACGCCCCUGGAGGUCGUCAUCUCAAUCCUGUACUGGGGAAUCAGGUUUAUCGACACCUCAUUGCUCAUACCAGAUGACUUCCGCUUGGAUCUUCUCCCUGAUGUGGGAUUCCAUCUUGCGCCAGCCGUCUUCUUGACGCUUGACCUCAUCCUUUUCAGCCCUCCAUGGACAAUCUCUGCAUACGGUAUAAUGACCCUCAGCACUGUGUUAGCCUUUGCGUAUUGGUAUUGGGUUGAGCUUUGCUUCAGUCACAACGGAUGGUACCCUUACCCCCUCUUUGAGUUGCUUUCUACGGUCCAGCGCGUUGCUUUGUUCACUUUCUCCGCCGCCUUGGUGACUGUCUCGUCCGCCGGGCUCAAAUGGGUUUAUGCACAAGUCAAUGGCUACGACAAGGCAAAGAAGGAGGCGCACAAGCCCCUCAAGAAGAUAGAAUAA
Molecule: messenger RNA, 705 nt
Organism: Ilyonectria robusta
Lineage: Eukaryota; Fungi; Ascomycota; Sordariomycetes; Hypocreales; Nectriaceae
Product: FAR-17a/AIG1-like protein
Exons: 2
Coding region: 1-705 (234 amino acids)
Cellular component (GO): membrane; endomembrane system
Source: RefSeq, a predicted model, not a curated record